Messenger RNA from Cladophialophora psammophila CBS 110553, 969 nucleotides. RefSeq lists its product as uncharacterized. The transcript is spliced from 2 exons. The coding region runs from base 1 to 969 and encodes 322 amino acids. The record is from RefSeq and is a predicted model, not a curated record. Gene Ontology annotation, biological process: fungal-type cell wall organization. Gene Ontology annotation, cellular component: cell cortex of cell tip; plasma membrane. NCBI's taxonomy places the organism in Eukaryota, Fungi, Ascomycota, Eurotiomycetes, Chaetothyriales, Herpotrichiellaceae.
AUGGUCAACCCAGGCCGUGUCUGCUGCAUAGCAGCGCCGUUCCUCCUCUCAAUAGCCGUGUUAAUAUGCAUGGUACUGGUCUUCCUUGCCGGUACCUUUGACCGCAACAAGACGCUCGACGACCUGUACUUUAUAAAGAUCGACAUGACCAACCUCACAUUAACCUCCUCCGCAAACCUUGCAGGAGCAAACUCCAACAUCACCAUCCUGGGUGGCGCCCUCGAGGCCGCCAAGCAGUCCCUGGGUUUGAAAGACUACUACACAAUUUACCUUCGAAGCUACUGCAGUUGGAAUGGCAACGACGUCUACGCAAACUGCACCGACCCCAAAGCCUACUUUUGGUUCAACCCGAUCAAGGUCUGGGGCUUGAACAGCACGAGCGUCCCGGCCGACAGCUACCUGCCCAAGAGCUUUAUCGAUGGAGUGAACGUCUACCACAGUGCUUCCAAGGCCAUCUUCUACUUGUACGUUGGUGCUCUGAGUGCCGCGUGCGUCACCAUCCUCGUGGGCAUCUCGGCCAUAUUCUCACGAUGGGGUUCCUUCUUCACCACCUUCUGCGCUUCCGCCAUGGCCUUGCUCCUGGUGGCGGCAUCCGUCACCGCCACGGCAGUCUACAUCGUCCUGAAAGCCGCCUUGAAUGACACCCUGAAGAAGGACUACGGCAUCAAGUCGACAUUGGGUGGUUCGGUAUUCUCGGUCUCAUGGAUCGGUAGCGCGUUUGCGGUAGCGGCGGCAUUCUUCUGGUUGCUGAGCGUCUGCUGCUGCAGUGGGAGAAGCCCCUACAACCCAGGUAGCAAAGAGGCAAGACGCACGAGGGCGGAAAAGACCCCGUAUACCUAUGAGAGGGUGGGAAGUCCGUACAUGGGCCCGAGCGAUCACCAGAGUGUGCCGUUGAACACGCUUGGUCCCCAGUCGUAUGCGCCGCAGAGGGGCGCUGCUUAUGAGCCCUUCAGACCGCAAGGCGUUUAA